This is a messenger RNA of Blumeria graminis f. sp. triticale, 4926 nucleotides long. Lineage: Eukaryota; Fungi; Ascomycota; Leotiomycetes; Helotiales; Erysiphaceae. The record is from the annotation of a GenBank genome assembly.
AUGGCGGAUGAGACCGGAAUUCAUUCUGACCAGCCAUCGAGGAUAUCCAUGAAUAAUAACGAAUCUCUAGACACAAACAGCAGUAAAACCCAAUUCACGAGUGUUCCAGACCAGGAGAUUCCUCGAGUGCGCUUUUCCCAGGACAUCGAUGAUGGAGAUUUACCAACCACUCAUCGAAGACGUACUCGGAACUCAGGCCUCAAGAUAACAACUGGCGAUCCUCCAGCAACUGGACUACCCCAAAAUUCUCAGGCUUCACAACCAGAUACGCAAAAAUCACCGAGCUCUCCUGGAUUAACACCACCUCGGAAUAGACACAGAGGUUAUUCUUUACGAAGACUACUUUUUAAUCAGGGGAUUAAUAAUCUCUUAACGCACACUCCCCCAAACCAUCGUACAGAGGGUGAAAUAUUACAAAAGAGUGUUCGAAAUAUAACAGGAUCGGAAGUAGAGUACCUGAAACAGUCCAACGCCAAAAAAGGCGCCUAUUCCAAACAUAAAGUUACAGAUAGCAAAGCGCUACUUGUACCAAUCUCAGAUGAAGGCUCAAUGGGAAUUCAGCUGGAUAGCAAGAGGAAAGAUGGAAGACAUAGACCAUCUCAUGUUGAGAUAGUGCCUAAAGAUAAUGUGUGGAAAAUUUUCAGACAAAAUAAAGAAAAACUCAUUUUAAAAGCAAGAGGCUGGAAGGGGUCUUUCCAAAAAUUACUUUGUGGGCCGAUAAAUCUACCACCUUCUCCAAACGGACGGUUGAUCGAGCUCAACAUGUCGCGGCAGAAUGCCCCGAUAGACGAAAGGACUGGUAGAGAAUACGUAGGAAAUAUAAUAAAAUCGAGUCGCUACACUCUAUGGAAUUUUGUUCCUCGUCAACUAUUUUUUCAGUUUUCAAAGUUAGCAAAUGCGUACUUCUUGCUUAUUUCAAUUCUUCAGAUGAUACCAGGACUAAGUACGACAGGAACUUACACUACCAUCAUUCCAUUGCUGUUCUUUGUAGCAAUAAGUAUUGGAAAAGAAGGCUAUGAUGAUUUCCGUCGGUCAAAACUUGAUCAAGUCGAAAACAGGAGAGAAGUUCUUGUUCUUAACAUCCCGAACCCUAUAACUAGAUACGUCGAAGAGGAUUUCAUUUGGAGGCCAAAAUGGUUAUCCUCACUGCGAAAAUCUUCCUCCCAGAGCUUGGCAAGUAAGAAUCAGGAUAAUACCUCUAGUGGGGAAAAUUUAUACUGGGAAAUGCGCAAAUGGGAGGAGUUAAAAGUUGGAGAUAUUGUGAAGUUACUUCGAAAUGAUCACGUACCUGCUGAUAUUGUUCUUCUUCAUGCAGAUGGAUCAAAUGGUAUUGCGUUCAUCGAAACUAUGGCACUAGACGGUGAGACCAAUUUGAAGAGCAAGCAAGCUUCAGCUUCCCUUGCCAAAAUAUGCGACACAACAGAAAAAAUUGCCACUUGUCGUGCUCAGGUUGUUGUGGAAGACCCUAAUAUUGAUUUAUACAAUUUUGAUGGUCGUGUAAUAAUCGGUGAUGAAACUAUUCCGCUCACAAUUACAGAGGUUAUUUUUCGUGGAAGUAUAAUUAGAAAUACAUCAACUACUAUAGGCAUGAUAAUGAAUACUGGUGAAGAGUGUAAAAUACGGAUGAACGCCAAUAAAAAUCCGCGGAUUAAAGCGCCAGAAAUGCAGAAAAUAACAAACCGUAUCGUCAUUUUACUCGUAUUGUUUGUGUUUUUGUUGGCAUCGCUUUGUACUAUCGCAUAUCACAUCUGGUCCUCCACUACAGAGGAUAAUUCAUUUUACUUGAAAGGUGCUCAUGUCAAUAUUGCACAAAUAUUUAUCGGAUUCUUCAUACUAUUUAAUACUUUGAUUCCCCUCUCUCUAUACGUUAGUCUAGAAAUAAUAAAGGUUGGACAAAUGUUUUUAAUGAACGACGAGGACAUGUACGACCCUAUUACGGACACACCAAUGGUUGUUAACACUACAACGAUCCUUGAAAAUCUCGGACAAAUCAACUAUAUUUUCUCAGAUAAAACAGGCACCUUGACAGAUAAUGUGAUGCAGUUCCGGAAACUUAGUGUUGCCGGCUAUGCUUGGUUACAUGAUUUCGAUUUGCAAAAAGGUAAAGACAAAGCAGAGGAUCAAGGAGCCACCGAAAACUCUAGCAGUCAAUAUUCAAAACUUCCAGAUGCGACAAACCUUUCCAAAGCCAAAUCGAACCGUCGAACUGACUCUAUUUGGCGAUCGUCUGCUCGACCCUUUAAAGCUCAGGAUGCGUCCAAGUAUAGAACGGAGGAGCUUUUAAAAUAUAUGAAAGAUAAGCCUCAUAGUCUGUUCACCAAGAGAGCAAGAUUCUUUUUACUCUCAGUAGCACUCUGCCACACCUGCAUGCCUGAACUACAACAGGACGGAGAAAUUGAAUUUCAAGCUGCGUCUCCGGACGAGCUAGCCCUUGUUCGAGCUUCACAGGAACUGGGCUGGCUUGUCAUUAAUAGAACUACGAAAUCAGUCACCUUAAAUUAUCCAGGGUCACCGGAUAGUUCACAAAAACUAACAGAAUCGUACGACAUUCUUAAUGUGAUUGAAUUUUCUAGCAAACGAAAACGAAUGUCAAUAAUUGUUCGAUUUCCGGAUGGUAGCAUUUGCUUAAUAUGUAAGGGUGCUGACUCUGUCAUACUUCCCAGGCUCAGAAAUUCGUCCCUUGCAAUGCAAAAGAGAUCAGAUGUAGUUCGAAGAUCGAGCCAGAGAAAAAGUUUGGAAGCUGAGCAGGCUUUGAGAAGAAUGAGCAUACAGAGCCCCACUGCAAACUUUAGUCGCACAAGUUUGAACUUAUCAAGGAGGAAAAGUACUGCUCAGAAGUGCUCCAGUAUAGUCAGCUCCCCACUUCAGCCUAUUCGUGAUGAGCUUGAUUCCUGGCUCAGACAGCGAGAGCUGAGUGAUAUUGAAGCAUUUCCUUAUAAUGUUGGUGUAAGUCCAACUGCUUCUCCCAGAGAAUCCAUGAAUAGGCCCUCUUUCACAUGCGAACAAAAAAGAGCAGCGAGAAAAAAUCAAUUAGAUGAUUUAGUAGAUGAGGCCAUAAUUUUGAAUGAGGCCGCUGUUUUCGAACGCUGUUUUCAACAUAUUGACGAUUUUGCAUCAGAAGGUCUCAGAACACUCAUGUUUGGAGUGAGAUACUUAGAUGAAGAAGAGUACAUGCGGUGGAAAAAUAUAUAUCUAGAUGCAUCUACUAGUCUCGUGGAUCGUCAGAAGCUUAUCGAAGAAAUAGGAGGUCAGAUUGAAGUAGAUUUAGAUCUAUGUGGUGCAACAGCCAUUGAAGACAAGCUUCAGCAAGGGGUUCCAGAAACGAUCGACAAGCUACGAAGGGCAAAUAUCAAAAUCUGGAUGCUCACUGGUGAUAAGCGAGAGACUGCUAUCAAUAUUGCAUACAGCGCUAGGCUCUGCAAAAGCUAUUCUGAGAUAAUAAUCCUAGACCAUACUAAAGAAGACGUUGAAAAGAUAAUGAUAGAUGGUUUAUACAACGUCAAGGAAGGAAAAUAUGCUCACACAGUAAUCGUGGUCGAUGGUCAGACCUUCACCGAGAUUGAGUCCAAUAUCUUCUUAGCCGAUCUUUUCUUUAAUCUAGCCGUUCUCGCCGACUCUGUGAUUUGCUGCCGGGCCAGCCCAAAUCAAAAGGCUUCUCUCGUAAGCAAAGUCAGAACAAAAGUUAAAAAGUCUACUACCCUAGCUAUUGGUGAUGGAGCAAAUGACAUCUCUAUGAUCCUGGAGGCGCAUGUUGGAGUAGGCAUUAGUGGAAAGGAGGGGCUACAAGCUGCGAGAAGUUCUGAUUACUCAAUUGCUCAAUUUCGUUUCCUUCAGAAGCUACUUUUGGUACAUGGGAGAUGGAAUUACAUCAGAACAGGAAAAUAUAUCCUUGCAACAUUUUGGAAAGAGCUUGUUUUCUACUCUCUCCAGGCAAUCUUUCAAAAUUGGACUGGUUUCACGGGUACCUCACUAUUUGAAUCGACCUCUCUCACCGUCUUCAAUACUCUUUUUACUUCUCUCGCUGUACUCACGAUCGGAAUUUUUGAACAAGAUCUGAACGCUACCACAUUACUAGCAGUUCCAGAACUUUAUAUCCAAGGCCAACGAGAUGAAGGGUUCAACUUGCAAAAGUACCUUGGUUGGAUGAUUAUGGCGAUCCUAGAGUCGUUAAUAAUAUUCUUUACAAUGUACACUCUCUUUGGUUUAGUUAUUUCUAAACAUGAUAACAAUCUUCUCGCCUUGGGAACCCUGUGCUUUACUGUUUCUUUAAUCUUUAUCAAUACCAAAUUAUUAAUCCUCGAAAUGCACAACAAAACCUAUUUGCCUCUAUUCGGCUGGUAUAUAACAGUAAUGGGCUGGUUUCUUUGGCAAAUUCUACUUUCAGUCGUCCAAAAACCGGAUGUUAGAUACCACCUAUAUCCUGUCAAAGACGGCUUCUUGCACAGUUUUGGCGCCAAUCCGAGUUGGUGGCUAGUUGUAGUUCUUAGCCUCACCUGCUUAUUUGUGCUGGAGAUGAGCUGUAGUGCGUUGCGCAAAGGACUUUGGCCUACUGAUACAGACAUCUUCCAGGAAUUGCAGCGUGACACCCUUAUUAGUCGUCGCUUUGAAGAUACGUUGAAAGCCGAACUGUAUGGUGGUAACCUCGCUGAAGUUUCCAUGGGUCAUGACAAGGGUAGUGUCGAGGGCCUAGGCGAAGGUGAGAUCCAAGCUUUACUUGAACAGCCACGCGUAAUGGGCUGCAUGACUAAACUUCCCGAACAUCAUCUCGCACCGUCGGUAGUCAGCCGCACUUACAGUGACAGCAAGGCAGACGCAAACGGCAUCGAAAUGGCCGCACGUAAGACGACGUUGCGACAUUCAAUCGAUGUCGCUGAUUUUAUGCGACGGACAUCAGGAACACGAAGGUCGGGCAAGCUUGAAGUAUGA